Cyclopterus lumpus (lumpfish) is the source of this 1793-nucleotide messenger RNA. It is a transcript of the gene ndufb7, whose product is annotated as NADH:ubiquinone oxidoreductase subunit B7. Gene Ontology annotation, cellular component: mitochondrion. The record is from RefSeq and is a predicted model, not a curated record. NCBI's taxonomy places the organism in Eukaryota, Metazoa, Chordata, Actinopteri, Perciformes, Cyclopteridae. The coding region runs from base 65 to 670 and encodes 201 amino acids. The transcript has 5 exons.
AUUUCCGGUGAAAGGCGGAAGUGGCAUCAAGGGGCUUGUGGAGAGCCUCAACAUCGUCGCUGCCAUGGGAGCUCACCUGGUCAGACGGUACGUCACCGAGACGGACACCGAGCCGGACCCGGCGAGGAAAUACGAGUUCGACCCUCAGUUAGGGUUUCCAGAGAGGAACGAGCGAGAGAUGGUAGCAAGCCAGGCGCAGAUGAACUUGGCCCAGCUGCCGUUGGAGCAGAGGGACUACUGUGCCCAGCACCUCCUGAAACUCAUGAAGUGCAAGAGGGACAACUGGCCCAACUUCCUGGCCUGCAAGCAUGAGAGACACGACUGGGACUACUGCGAACACCAGGAGUCAGCAGUGGAUGCAGUGCAUGAACGCGUGUCACGUGUGCCGGUCCAAAGCCCAGAGAAGACAUCAGCUGUGGGGAGGGAGGUGACAACGAGGAUGUGGAUCAGCUUUUAUAGCCCGGGCGGCUCAGCUGAGCUUCAUCAAGCUGACGACUCCUCGUCAGCCGACAGCUGCGUCUGUUGGCCAGCAGCCUCAGUGGGAGGGGCUUCAACUUGCAACAGCCUCAUCAGUGAUGACAGGAGGAAGGAGAACCGGAGCAGCCACUGGUCGGGUCAGUUUCUGUCAGGACAACUUCAGAUCCUGUCUGGUGGGUUUUGGUGCAUUUAGAGAAGCUUUAAGUGGCGUUGGACACCUGCCACGUGAAUGUUGAAAGACCUGUCUUAAGAGUAUGGAUGUUUCUGAGGUUAGCCACAAAUUUAUUUAGGAAUUUUCUUUCUAUGUAAGUUAAGUGAACCAUUCUUGCACGCUUGACUGUUCACCUGCAUGAUUGGGUAAUAAUGAGAUAAGACGCGCCAUGCGUCAUUCCAGCCACAGAGGGCGAUGAUGGCGAGAAUUAUCUUGAACGGAGGACUCUGAUCAGCGUACAUCGAAAACGCAACAAAUACACAUCGCACGUCUACUUCAUCGUAAACGUGGCGGCGGCUUGACCUCCAUGUGCGAUAUCAACCAACAGAAGCGCUAACGUCCGUGCACGAGAGGCCGCAAAUCCCCGGGCAUCGCAACCAGCGCGUGACAGGCGGCGUCGCUACAGUAUGCGCCCCUCGCCGCUCAUGUUUAAAGCUCAAACACGUGAGUUCAUCCUGACAGAAACCACAGAGCACUUCCGAAUUGGUCUGAUUAAUGAAACUCCGGACCCAUGAAUCGCUCCAUUGAUGGUUUAGAGGUUCGCGCACACUACUUACCUCGUAGUGCUUCAUCUUGGCAGUUAGCACCCUCUUCCUUAAUACCCCGGAUGAGUGACAGAGCCGCCUCCAAUCAGCGGAGUGAUGUGCGACUGCUGAGGCCACAGGAGGCGGGCCCAACGUCCGUUCCGCAGCCAAUCACAACUGGCGACACUAUCAGCGACGUAGCCAAUGGGAUUUGAGCAGAUGGAACAGUCGCGCCUACGCUAACCUUCUUAAGGCUAUGAUGCUAACAUAAUUGGAUGUAUUGCUCUUUGAGUAGCAUCUCCGAGCGUUUGUAUGCAGGCUUACUAAAAAAAUAGGUUCUCAAUCUUCUGACUCUUCACAAUUUAAUUUGCAGACUAAAUGCUAUUAUUUUUCUAAUUUCUUUUUGCAGUCUUGCCCCCCCCCCCCCACACACACACACCACCAUCACUGCACAAUAUAUAAUCAUCUCUUUAUUUGCUUUCUCUUGUGUAAAUGCAUGUAUGUAUAGAUUGUGUGUUCCUUGUGUAAUAAAUCGUCUUUCAAAAAUACAGUUUGCCAUUUGCCUGGCACACUGACCUAAA